This is a messenger RNA of Caenorhabditis elegans, 1115 nucleotides long. RefSeq lists its product as uncharacterized. Bases 82 to 1023 code for a protein of 313 amino acids. The transcript is spliced from 7 exons. Lineage: Eukaryota; Metazoa; Nematoda; Chromadorea; Rhabditida; Rhabditidae. The record is from RefSeq and is marked reviewed.
AUUCCCAAGAUUUUUCGCAAUUUUCGCAGAAUUCCCGAAAAAAUUUUGACGGAUACAAACCCGGCCGGCACCACUCGGACGAUGAAUCGACUCGCCGAAGCGAUUCAAAUCGAAUUUUUCAACAACUUUGAGACUUUUCAUCGCCACGAGAAGCUGGAAAAUGGCGAGCAAGUGACAGAAACCAAGGAAAUUCGUAUCGAACAGCUGCCGAAUGUGCACAAACCGACGGGCGCUGUUUUGCCGGAAAAACGAGACGGAGAAAUGCCGCCAAACUUCCAGUGCCCGAUUCUCACCGACUUUGUUAUGCUGAAAAACUCACCCUGCAACCCGACAGAAUUUUUACACGACGUCGAAGUAUUCACCACACUAUCGGCUCUUCGCAGUGUUAUUUGCCAAUGGACCAACUUUUGGGGUCCGAAAAGUCAAUUUUUCAAAAAAAACCUCCAUUUUUGCCACAUGGAUGCUCAGGGAAGGGUGUUCCUAAACACUGGCACAAACUACACGGUCCCCUAUGAACGGAGCACCUCGUUUUUGAAUCGGUUCACUAUUUUGGAGCACGGGCAGACUUGGGACCAAUUCAUCGCCACGUCAUACUCGGGACUUGCGAAAAUUCGUCUGAAAAAUGGUGUCCGCGUCGCGUUUACGUACAAAAUGUACGCACAAUUUCAGAAUGAGCCGGUGGAUAUUAUCAUCAGAUCGGCGAGCAGUUUCCAGCGAGAAAUCGAUUUUCACUUUUUGAAUUGUCUUCUCACACGGAAGAAGCUGUGGCGUUAUGAUUAUUUCCGUACCCGCGGACAAAUUUCCACAAAAUUCCAAGAAUCCGUUGGCGUCGACGAGCUCUGGAAUCGUAUGUCCGCCGGAAAACAGGCAAAAAUUUUGAACUGCUUCGAGAAUCGCCUUCCUGAAUUUCUUAUCGACGUUGCAUUUGGUAUCGAAUCGGAAGAAGUCGUAAAUAUUAUUGAUUCGGUCAACUCGCCGGUCGUUCGUCUAACCGAAAAACCAAUUUUGGACAGUCUUUACUAAUUUUGUGAUGAAACAAUUGUAUAAAUAUGAAUUACUUGAAUAUUUUCCGUAAUAGCUCGUGAUAGGAAACAAUGAAUAAAUGAUUUGAAUUU